CGGAGCAAGGGAUUAUCUCGGAUGAGCUGCAACAUUAUCUGAGCCUCUACUUUGUAGGCAUUUGGUGCUCACUUGUCUCCCUUGUUGGUUACGUCACCAACAUCAUCAACAUAGUGGUUUUCAUCAGGUGCUGUAAGACUUCGUAUUUUAAUUUUUAAAGUACAAUUGAAAUGUAAGAUGUGGUAAUUAAAUAGCGGCAUUCCAAUAACGUCACAUUGGAGAUGGCGUCGGUGUGUCUUCGAGCGCGAGCCCAUAAUACCCCUCGGCACACCCCCAGACGGGCCGACGCCGGGUCUCCCGCCGGCAGACAGUGUGGAAGCAUGCCGGGAACUUCGUCCCUGGCCCUGAAGGACAUCCGGUNGGGGGGGGGGGGGGGGAAGGUGCUGCGAUACCUCCCCCCAUCGUCCAGGGAGUUGUCCGGUCGGGAUGAAAACUGGGACGAAACGGUCGCCUAGGAGCGGCUUUCUCAGGGCCGCGUAGAUAAAAUCACCGGUAUGGGUUUUAACCGCCACCCAGACCUCAUAUCCAUUAACGGCAACAAGUAAUCAUGUCAUUGCGUUACUUCCGUUGCGUUGGAAGUCAUGCAAGUGGCCGGGUUUUUAGCUUCGGGAGAGGAGACCUCCCUACUGGUCAGGCACGCCACGAAGAGGUAAACCCCAUGUGACACCUCUGAGUUGCCUCGGUGAUGCGGGACUCUGACUUAGAGGCGUUCAGUCUCCGUCACCCCUGAAUAGCGGCAUUCAGAAGAGUCGAAAAGAGCGUUUGAUCUGACUAAGAUGUAACCAGCGCCAGAUGGAGAAUGUUGGAAUGAGAUGUGUGGAUUUUAUGUGCACACGUCUUUGUCCUAUAACUUGUACCAUUAGUUUUAUUCUCAGUCCUACUUAUAUGAAGAUGGCCAAGGCUAUGGUCGAGGCUAAGAGCAGACUUGACUUGCACUGUAUUUUGUUUUAAAGAAAGGAAAAAUUGCGCAAUUCCUCAGGCUCAGUUUCCCGUCUUUUCCUAUUUUGAUCCAAUGGCAAGACUUGGUCAAGACGACUGGGAGAUGAGCCCGGAUCUAGUGGAUGACCAAGGGCAAGACUUUGUCAAGACGACUGGGAGAUGAGCCAGGGUCUAGUGGAUGACCAAUGGCAAGACUUGGUAAAGACGACUGGGAGAUGAGCCCGGGUCUAGUGGAUGACCAAUGGCAAGACUUGGUCAAGACGACUGGGAGAUGAGCCCGGAUCUAGUGGAUGACCAAGGGCAAGACUUGGUCAAGACGACUGGGAGAUGAGCCCGGGUCUAGUGGAUGACCAAGGGCAAGACUUUGUCAAGACGACUGGGAGAUGAUUCAGGAUCCAGUGGAUGACCAAAGGCAAGACUUGGUCAAGACGACUGGGAGAUGAGCCAGGAUCCAGUGGAUGACCAAUGGCAAGACUUGGUCAAUAAAACUAGGAGCUGGGCCAGGGUCUAGUGCAGCGGUUCUCAGCCUGUGGGUCGCGACCCCUUUUGGGGUCGUGUGACCCUUUUCUAGGGGUCGCCUAAGACCAUCUGAAAACACAUAUCCGUACAGCUAUGAAGAAGCAACGAAAAUAAUUGUGUGGAUUGGGGUCGCAACGACACGAGAAACGAUAUUAAAGGGUCGUGGCACGAGGAAGGUUGAGAACCACUGGUCUAGUGGAUGACCAAUGGCAUGACUUUGUCAAGACGACUGGGAGAUGGGCCAGGGUGAAGGGGAUGACCACUGGCAAGACUUGGUCAAGACAACUGGGAGAUGAGCCAUGUUGCAGUGGAUGAUAGCAAUGUUUCCUGAGUCUCACUGCGAUCUUAAUGGGUUCCACGUUGCAGUAGUUGUCGGAAAUUUAUUGGCUGUCUGGCUGUGCGGUCAAAACAUGUCUAUUCCAAAAUUGUCGAUUGUGUUCAAUGCCCAGCAGAAACAUCUCCAAAACUCCGAGAGGAUGGAACUCGUUAUCUAAGAGAACGCAUCAACAGGAUUCAUUUCAAUCAAGGGGGUCUCAAACUCGGGGACAAUAUUUUGCGGCCCGUUACAUGACAGCAAAGUUUAGUUUUUACUCUUCUCAUAUCUAUAAUGUGACCCUCCACGACAUUUUCAGUCGAAUCUCACCGAUUAGUCUAAUUCUGAUUUGAAUUAUGUUUGCAUGCUUUUGGACGUUGAUUAUAAUAGUAAAACCGGUAUUAAAAUCGGACUUAUUUUUUUUAAAUUUUAUAGCAUUAAAUUUUAUUAGACAAACAUGACCAAGGUGCUUUUUGGAGAAAGAUUUAAAAGUCAAUUGGUGGGUAAUGCACAACCAGAAUUGUGUAAAUCGUAGUAAUCUGACACGGUAUUAAAAAAAUCCCUAUUAAAAUUGCCGCUAGUGUUUACGUGUGAGGGAAAUUUCAAGCCUGUCAGCUUGAUCACUUUCAAAAUAGUGUUAGUCAAAAAGGUCUUUUCUACGACAAAAAAAUCAGAAUUCAUUCUUAAUACCUAAGGGACGGCACUCAUCAAUAUUGGAUGGUGGCUCAUCUUCCUUGGCAUCAAUAAUUCAUAAAUAUUGUCUUCUCCUGCCUACCGCUUGACACAUUUUAGCAUUUAAAGCCUUAAUGGAUAAGGAUGGGGUGGUUGUUCCUGUACUAAGUGAUCCCAAAUGGCUUAUAAACUUGGCUUUUCUCGUUGACAUCACACAGGAGCUGAAUGUACUCAGUAAGAAGUAACAAGACCAGGGGUAGCUUGUCAGUGUUGCCUAUGACAAUGUCAGGGUAUUCUGCACAAAACUUGUGUUAUGGUUCUUAGAGAAACCUCUGCCGUUUCCCUACAUCCAAAGUACUCACGGACUCGGGCACACCAUUCAGUAGCAACUUAGUAGUAAGUAUACUGAUGCCAUUGCAAAGCUACAGGAAGAAAUUAAUCACAGGUUUCAGACUUUAAAACACACUCAGCCACUUUUCAACUUUUCGCUGACCCUUUCUGGACAAUUUAAUGAGAGCAUUGCCCUCCACCUUCCCUAAGAUUCCUAGGUUGUUCAAGCGGAUUAUGUGCCCUUUUGGGGAGUAAUCUGUGUGAAAAGCUCUUUUCUUCUUUGAACUUUAACAAGUCAAAGUUCAGGGCGAAAAUUACUGAUGAGGAAUAUUUGAUGCGGCCCAGUCUCACUCAGAUUCUACCUCCUGCGGCCCCCAGAUGAUUUGAGUUUGACACCUCUGAUUAAAUAAACCGUUGAACUUCAAUCAUACAAGCAACGGAAACUCUUCAAAUACCACCACAAUGUCCACAAGAAAGAUCUCUAGCUGUCUCUGGUCUUGUAGAUUUUGGCAUGUGAAUAAGCAGGAAGCAAUGGUUCGGGAAUGCCAAAAAAACACCAUUAGAACAUAUCCAAUUAAGAACAUACCACGACGAGAACACCCAAACAACGAGAAAAUACUUGUUGCCACAAGAAAUAAUCUAAUUUGGAAAAGACUUCACACAUAAAUCUUCUUCUUAUUAUGAUUAUCAUGGCCCGUAAGGAAAACAAAGUAGCUAUAUUAAUUUAAGCAUUGAAAAAACUCAUAAAAUUUGUCCUAUCCUUGGAAUGUUUUUGUUGACUUGCAUUUACAAAUAGUUUAUAGUAUAGCGGAUAGCGUAUAAUUAAAUGUGUGUUUACCAAUUAUGGCAAUUGAACUAAUUUCAUCGGAACAUUUCAGACAAGGCUUACUAGACAGUGCAACAAUCUCACUUUUCUCACUAUUCAUUUCAGACAAGGCCUGCAAGACAGUACAACCAUCUCACUAUUCUCACUCUCCAUUUCUGACUUGGGCUCAAACAUUUGUACUUUCUUCCUCGGAAUCUUCCUUGUCAUCAAAGAGAUGAACAUUUUAGUGGAGGUAAGACUGACGCAUCUUCAGGUCUCUGAGUGUUACAUUCUCUUUGAUGUCGCCAGAAUUGUCAACAUUUUCUCCAACCUCAGAACAAUCUUUAGAUUAAGUAAUGUGCAAUCUGUUGAUUUCUAUAGAUUAAGUAAUGUGCAAUAUGUUGAUUGUAUUAGAUUAAGUAAUGUGCAAUUUGUUGAUUUCUUUAGAUUGAGUAAGGUGCAAUAUGUUAAUUGUAUUAGAUUAAGUAAUGUGCAAUCUGUUGAUUUCUUUAGAUUAAGCAAUGUGCAAUCUGUUGAUUUCUUUAGAUAAAUUAAUGUGCAAUCUGUUGAUUUUUUUAGAUUAAGUAAUGUGAAAUCUGUUAAUUUCAUUAGAUUAAGUAAUAUGCAAUCUGUUAAUUAAAUUUAGUAUGAUCAAUUUAAUCAGAGUAAAUGCAUGUAAAGAGCAUGUUCUGGAACCAGCUCCCCUUCCAUAUCCGUCAUUGUGAAACCUCGUCCAUUUUCAAAAAGUCCCUUAAAACUCAUCUGUUUAGGUCCGCCUAUGACCUGUGAUGCACCCUCCUUGCCCUGCCUCAUUUUCUGUUUCGGGUUGAUCCUGAAGUAUAGGCCAAAACGUGCCAAAGUGUCCUCGUUUUAUAGCCAUUUUCAUUGUUUCUAUAGUAUAGUAGUUACUAUCAGUGUCUCAUUUUUAUUUUACUUAGUUUACAUGUUUUUAAUAAUUGUAAAGCGCUUAGAGCUUUAUGGUAAGCGCUAUAUAAAAAUUCAUAAAUAAAUAAAUAAAAGCCAGUCCGAAACUGACAGCCAGUGAUCAGGGAUGUUGAAUCUUUAUUAAUUAAUUGAUGUGACCUUUGUUUCUGUAAAAAAUGUUCGACAUUUAAACAUACAAGUAAGGUAGUCAUUAAAAUUUUCUGAGCUUUAUUAUUUGGAAACUUGAGGAUUUUCCAUUUAAAAAAAAGCAAAAAACUUUCAUUUAAUGGAAGCAAACCAAAUGCCAUUCCCUUGAUUAUCUCCCCAGAUUGUGGAUUGGCAGGACCUGAGUUAUGUCGCGUGCAGCUGGCCUAGGG
Molecule: messenger RNA, 4879 nt
Organism: Lymnaea stagnalis (great pond snail)
Lineage: Eukaryota; Metazoa; Mollusca; Gastropoda; Lymnaeidae
Source: the annotation of a GenBank genome assembly